Lachancea sp. 'fantastica' is the source of this 8316-nucleotide messenger RNA. NCBI's taxonomy places the organism in Eukaryota, Fungi, Ascomycota, Saccharomycetes, Saccharomycetales, Saccharomycetaceae. The record is from the annotation of a GenBank genome assembly.
AUGGACUCUUCUCAUGUUUCAACACUCAUAGACCUAUUAUCUUCUGGUAAACUCAAAGAUAGGAAUCAUGGACUAGAAGAAUUGACAUCUCUUUUAAAGCUGGAUUCAACAAGUAUACCGUCAAAAUAUUUGUAUUCUUUACUACAAGUUCUUAUUGAUAUUAUUGAAUUGGAAAGAACUAAAUAUGAGAGAUUGGUGUCCGAUGAAGUACAUUCUUCCGAGAGCAAACUCACUGCGAUCGAUAACAGACUUUCUUCGGCUUCUUACGUCGUGAGGCUUUUGAUACAAACUUGUAAUGCGAACUUCAAGUCCAAACAUGUCAAAUACGUGGUCGCUACGUUGCCCAAUUUGAUGAUUGACGUGGCCACUGGUGAUCUGGCCACCAGCGUCAGUCUGCAUUUGUUGUCGUCUUUGGAAACCUUGAUAAAUAGCGAAUGCUUUCGUCUCAAAUUCGAGCCUCACCAAUGGACUAGCCUGGUCGAGAAAAUGUCGACUUUGUUGUCAACUCAUUUGAACCAUUCUCUCAGCAGCAAAAAUGUUCACUGUUUGAUGGACAUUUUGAGUUCCCUUUUGCUUCUAAACACGACUUGCCUGAUGGAAGUCGAAUCUCACUUCAUUGAACCCUUGGUGAAAUAUCUGAGCAAUUCCAAAACCGAAAAUGCCACCAGCAAAGCAGCAUUGCAUCUUCUCAACACAUACAUUCUUCAAACUCACCUAUUGAGCUACUUCAACUGCCUCGAGGUGAUGGAAACCGCGAUCAGAUACUUCUUGUCCAUUGGGAAAUUCAAUACAUCAGGGCUUGCCCACGAAUUUGCAGUUUUCAACAUCUUUCUCAGCACAUUGAUCAAUUCGCCUCUAUAUUUGAAGAUACAAACGGGCGAAUUGACUGCCAAUUUCGAUACUGACCGCUUUCUUGACAUUUUAGAAGAUUACACUGCCGCUACGUUGACAAAUUACGAUCCUGACACGUUAGAAUUGGAAAGUUUUCAAUUUAAGGAAAAUAACUCAAAGAAAAGCUGGCUUGAAUUUCCUGACUUUCAACUGCGCUGCGGUUUCGAUUCCAAUCUGUGCAUUGAAGCGUUUGGCGUGACGCAGUUAUUGCGAACUUUCUUUUGCUUAAAAGACGCCCAACGAGAAGACCCAGAAGAGGGCUUACUUUUCAAGAAAGUUAGAAGAGACAAGACUAUCGCAGCUUUUUUGAAGAAUGCACCGGGCGUCGCUGAACUCAUCGCGUACCUUGUUGAAAGUGGAAAAGAGAAGCUUCAGCUUUUGGGUCUACAAUUAUGCGGUUUUUACGCUACCAACUUCAUGCUUCAUCCCUCCCAAAGGCACUGCCUCGCUAUAGCGGUAUUUCAGAAUUUCGAAAUACGACAACUUGAAGGUUGGGUAUGUUUUGCGUUGUUGCCCUUAGUGUCGGAUGGCGACUCACAAGUGAGUUUGAGUCUAAUCCAGAGAAUUUUCGUUUUGUGCCUUCCUUUCGUCAAGUCCCGGGUACUUUGCCGAAGUUCAUGUGCUCUUCUGAAAAGCCUGGUGAUGUGUUAUGGCCGCGAAUUAGUUUCGGACUCCUCCAUCUGUCAACAGAUACAUCAUUUGUUUGAUUUGGCUGAUGUAAACGGUCCCGCGUUAGUUCUUGAUGAAUCGUUUGCGUUCUGGAAGUGUCUCGCCGAGAUUGAGCUUCCUCUAACAUUUCUAGAGCAGCUCUCGCCCUCUGUUUGUAUCGUGGCCUGGCUUAAUUGUAAGUGGGAGCAAAUUGACUUCGCAAAGCCCUGCCAGGAACAUUUUAGUCAAUUUGUUGCCUGGCUAGCCGGCAUUAGUCCUGGCAGUGAAGAUCUUAGAGAAAUAAGUUUGAACACCGCCCACUCGAGUCCUUAUUUUCCAACGUGGGAUAACUAUGAUGAAGAGCGACAAUUCCUUUUGGCCUCUUGCGGUGGUGUUUCGCGUCCAAAAGUCCUAAAGCUAUCAGCAAGGCCUUAUCGCGAAUCUAAUGAGCUCUUCCAAACAUGGGGACGUUUCAUUGACUACCCCAGGGAUCCAACAAGAGGAGAUGUAGCGAAACUAAAAUGGUGCUGUGAAGCGGUGAAGCUAGGCUUCUAUUUGUCUGGCAACCAAAAUUUCGCCAACCGUUUAGAGGACCUGAGCGAUCAAAUUGCGACUGUGGCUAAUGGCAUUCACGACGUUUGCAGCCUCUUUUCUAGGAGUGUACUUGACGAGAUAUAUCGUUUAGGAUCAUUCAGCAGUCGUUCGCACAUCAUCUUCUCGAAUUUAGGAAUCUCAAACCCUCUAGAAGAGUUAAAAAAGAUACUUCUGAGAGAGAGCAUUUCGAAUUUCAGAGAUGAUCUCGUGGAUGAUUUUGAAACCUCACGCGAAAUGCGGUCACAAAGUUCAACACCUAGGCCUUGCUCGAAUAAGCUGGCGGACGAAAACAUUGCUGUACUAAACGAUGUUUUGAAGCUUUUCUCUGUCAGAGGUCUGCCCAUUUUUGGGGUUUCAGAUGAAGAAAAGCUCACAAAUCUCUUUGGAUUUUUAAGAGGGCUUCCAGAGAACUAUAUCACGGUGGCAGUUCCUGCUGUUUCUCAUUUUCUGCAAAACCUCGAUGAAAACCCAACCUACUCAUCCUUGCUGGAGGACUUAACCCAGCUAAUUGCAUCUACGCUGCUUGGUGCCAAAUUCAACACGUCUAACGAGGCGAUGUCUGUUCUGGCCAUAUACUUGAAUUCUAUUCGCUGGGCAUGGCUAUCCAACAAAAAUGAUAAUUUGGAGGCCGACCUAACUGAUAUUUUUCAGUGGAUAAUCGCGAAGCUUGACGAGAGCCUAUUUUGUGGGAUUAAUACGAUUACUAGCAUAUCCAGGCUACUCUUGAACAUGCUCAGGUUUCACGAUCUUUCUCAAGGAGCUGUUACGGGAGGGAAACAGAAGGUUUUUGGAGACUUGGUUACUUGCAUCCGGCGAUUGCCUUUAUUUACAAUUUCGAAAGCUUUGACUGGAAUUCACUUGUACCUGUCCCAAAUUAGCUUCAAGAACCAGGGCAUAGUCUUUGCCGAAAUAGCGACCAUUUUUGAGUCAUCUUCAAUUUCAUUGGAAAUUCCGGCUUUUCAUUCCCUCAUUCUGUCAAAAACAGCUGCGGCGUCCACCUGUCAGGCAGUUCUAUCCGCACUAGAUAUGAUGAGCGGUCGAGGAAAUUCAUUUAUUUGGUUUUAUGGAAAACGUUGUCUCGACAUGCUCGCACAAUCAGAUGGACUUUCUAGCACACGACAGCUAUUUGUUUCUUGUCGUUUCGAAGUUAUUGACCAUUGGUAUAAGAAAAGCCUAGACAACCCUUCAAAAAAUUUCAAUUCAUGGCAAGCAUCUGCGUUUGAUUUCGAUCUCGAUACCUUCUUGAAGGAGUUUUCAAUUGAGUUGGCUGCUGUUUAUUUUUCACAAAAGACUAAGCUGAGCUUUUUGAAGGAAACACUCUUGAAAAUCAGUGGGAAAAGAGAGGCGGAUCUCCUCGUGGAUUGCCUUCACUUGGUAUUGCCACUUUGUCACGCUACUGUCAGGAAUGCAGACGAGAUAGUGAGGCAACUGAGAUCUACACUUGGUAAGCAAUACGCGAAGCUCAUGGGAACUCUCUCUCAUGAGAUCACCUACUGGGUUCUACACUUCACAGAGGUAGACGUGCUGUCUGACUUAGUUUCAGCUUCCAAGAAACUAUUUCCUAAGUCCACCAUACUGGAAGCCCUUCUCGCAGGAUCUUCUUCAAAGCUCAAGAGCCAAUCGCACAUUCGUAUAGCGGCUUUGGCGUCACUGAGUCUGCUUAAGGUGCACAUUGAUGCUCACCGCUGGGACAGUCGGGAUCUGGACUUUUUGCUGUUGAGGCUAGCCGCAGAUUUGGAAGUAACCAAACCUACCCAUUUGAAAGUAAACAUCAUAAGACAGAUGAAAUGCGUCUUACUUUUGGGGGAAAGCUUUCUGGAAAAUUGCACAUGUCUAGCUAGGCUGGUUCGUGUUUUAGCGCGUACAUUCAACAUAAAGGAUCUACGCAUGGAGUCGCAAGACCUCAUCAAAAGCGUCAUUUCUCCUCUUUGCCUUUCUGCGGAUCGCUAUGAGGGCGCAGUCGAAAUGUACGCUGCUGUUUUUUCAUGUUUGCUAACUGACUACUCCUCUUCGGACAAUCUGAUCGUUGAGGCCUUGGAGCACCAGGUAAAAUUUGAAGGCUCGCGUGCAAUUCGGAAAUAUGACAACUUAUGGAAUGCCUGCUUAAGCAUCUUGAAAGGAGAUAUCCUAAGCGAGGAUGUGUAUAUGAAUGACGACUUACUGAAGACAGACUUCCCGUCAAAAGAGCGAUUUACACUGCUCUCCCAAAUAUACCAGUACCAUGCUGAGCCGCGACAGUUUCCAUUGAGCUAUGAAUUUUCGCAUCAAGUAACCAGUAAUUUGUUGGUGCUUCCAGAUUUACCAACUGCCACGACACCAAACUUCGAUUUAUGGAGGGGCUAUUACGUCGGAGGGUAUUAUUUGAAGUUUGCUUCUCUACCAAAACAACUAUCAACUAAGCCAAUCCUCGCGCAAAACACUGCUAUUCCACUGGUCAAUGUUGUGGCCGAAAUCAACGAGUUUCGCAACACUACGACGAGCUCUGAGUCCUACUUCUUUAUAUCAGCAGUUCUCUCUCUAAUGGCGGGUACAGUCUCUAAGGACUGCGCCCAAGAAGCUUACUCUUGUGAGGUCUUCCCGCUGAGUGAUCGGGAAUUACGCCUACUUCCUACACUGAGAAACGCAUUCGUCGUGGAGAAUGUUUCAUUGGGCGAGGCAAUCGAUGCCGCAAAGCGAACGCCCUUCAUGCAGUGGAUGGCAAAUUUGGUUACUGCUUUGAGCUACGAGAUUGAUUACCUCUUGCCUGGGUUUCGUGCAGUUGCAGCUUUGGCGUAUGAAAAAUUGAACUUUCUAGAGACACUUUUUCUAUACAUGUUUUUGGUCUUAGAACGGAUGGAUUCGAAACGAGCUUUCUCUUUUAUAUCGCUCUUCUUCAAGACUUGUGAUAUGUUGACUACUGAAUCUGACAUCGUUGACUCCCGCCCGAAAACCCUUCUUUUACUUCAUGUGUUCUCUUUAGUACGGUCCGAAGCUAUGAAGGGAAACAGCUCGUUGAAGAAGCUUUAUCUCGGGUUCGAUCUCAAGAAGUUUUUUAACCUUGCUUCGACUGUGAAUAUGGUUAAGCUUGCCUUCAUGCUCUUCGAGGAAUUUACGACUAAAGUAAAUCCGGACGACGUGGAACUUUUACAACCUGUUCUUUACGCCCUGGGGGACUCAGACCUCACUCAAGCUUUACCUAUUGAGCCGUCACUUGAACACGCUUUUUCCACCGUGAACGAGUUCGAUUCAAGAAGUAUCAAGAACUUUAUGUUCAAUAAUUGUAAGUUUGACGUUGACACCGCAAUGGGGAAGAGUCCUCAAAAGAAUGAUUUAAUUAGAGCGAGCAGCAUGAAUGGUUUCAAGGGACUAGCAGAUUUGCUGCGCAAUGUCAAUACAGCUCAAGAUUGUAGUAAGAAGCAAGAUCCUUUCGAAUGGUACUUGAGGUUGAAUAGAUGGGAUGUUCCGGUCCCUGAGUACCUUUCUUCAGAUUCCAGCGCCAUUUAUGCACUCUCCAAGAAACUGAUCAAUUCACCUGACAAUGGUACUAUCGAAUUGGUAAGAAAUCACUUGAAAAAAGUUGUGGCCGACUCUACCUUGUUUCAUAGCAAGAGGGCGUGGGCAGGAUCGUUGGUUGCCACCAUAUGUGCUGAAAUGUUUUACGAACACGCCGAUAACGAAUCAGUUCUGAAAGCACUUGUCGACCAAACGGAAUCGUACGAUGUCAAAUGCAUUGAAAAUACCUCCUUUUUUGACCAUCAAACGCAGAUGAAAGGACGCCAGAACAUCCUAGGCGUCUCAAGCAACAAGCACUCGACCGAGAACAGUGUUGCGAACCUGAAAUUCUGCGAAUUACUCGAAAUAUGGAAGUAUGCCUUUCUUUCUCGAGAAAACAACGAUUUACAAGAAUCGUUAACUUCAGCAAUGCUUCUGGAUAAGAAAGUCACGUCGCUGGCAGUACCGUCAGACUCCGGGCUUUGGAAACGUUUGGCACACUUUGAGGGUGCUCAGGCCCUUUGGCUGCAAGGCGACUAUCAAAUAGCGAUUUCGAUGCUUGAGGGCCUUUCUCAAAGUUUUGACGACGUAAAUGCCGACAGGAACUUGCUAGAAAGCAAAGCGAGCUUUUCACAAGUUCAACUAAAGGCCCGUCUAGUGGAAUGGACCUCAUUGCUGAGAAAGGAGAAUGCUCAGUCCAUAUAUGCCAAAUACAUUUCUGAGACAGGAAGCGAAGUGUCUGCGGUUGAAGAAUACAAUGACCGUGCUAAAAUAUUCUUACAAUUCGGUGAGUUUUGUCUAAAGCAGCUGAGGCGACUCGAGAAUGACACUACGGCUAAUGAGCGGCAAUCGCGAUCAGAUUACGGGAAGGUGGAACUUUCCGGUCUGCUGGAAAUCGUGCGCGACUCCAACGCCAACGAACGAGAUCGAAAAGAAGCAAGGAAACAUUUUAAUAGACUAAAGCUACAAAUCGAACAAGACCAAGAGAUUUUAGUCAAUCUGUUUAAGCAGCAAAAACUUUUUGCCUGGAAAUCUGUUCACUUUUUUCUAAGCGCUCUGGUAUACGGAAAUCAACUGGACGAUGAUGUUUUAGACAAAUUCUGCGGUCUAUGGUUUCAAUACGCUGACGACGGAGACCUCAAUUCCAAGUUGUAUCAUGAAAUUAGCUCAAUUCCUAGUUUCAAAUUCGUUCCGUGGAUCCAUCAACUAACAUCUCGCCUCAGUAUCGAUAGUACACCGUUUCAGCGUAAUUUACAACUCACGCUUAAGCGAGUAAUGUUCAAGCUCCCAAACGAGACUUUGUACCCGCUUGUCAGUCUCAAACUUUACAAGAAGGUCCAGCCAAUAAAUGAUCCAGGCAUUUUGCUAAGAGUGAAAGCAGUGGAAAAAUUGUUUGAAGAGUUAGAACGGUAUGACAGUGGCCAUUUCUUGAGAGAGUACCUCGAUCCAAUUGAGGAAUUCUGUGAGAAAGCGGUCGACUUUUCGUGCAUGAAGGCUCCAAAGGACAGUCGCAGUCUUGACUUAAGAAGUUGGAGAUCUGGCAAGUAUUGGCUUGAGUCAAUAGGACAGAGGAGCUUAUCUUUACCUACCAAUCCGGCGAUCAUUACGUGCUCUGCAGACGGUCGCAAAUUGCGUCCAACCAUAACGCACCUCGAUCCGGUCGUGCAAAUUUCAUCCUCUGGGCUGUCACUUCCAAAGAUUGCAACAUUCUACUUAUCCGACGGAACUAAGCACAAAGUGCUUUUGAAGGGAAGUAAUGACGAUCUUAGACAAGACUCUAUCAUGGAACAAGUUUUCAAACAGGUUAAUCAAAUCUUGAUCAAAAACGAGCAAACAAGGAAGCGCAAUUUACGAGUUAGGACCUACGAAGUCGUACCUUUAGGCCCUCGGGCUGGUCUUAUCGAGUUUGUUGCCAAUUCCGUCUCUCUUCAUGAGGUAUUGAGUAAGCUACACAGGAAUGACGAGAUGCCUUUCGAGAAGGCCAGAAAAUUAAUGAAACAAUGCCAAAGCAAACCGCUCAAAGAUAGAGUUGGAACUUAUUCAUUCAUAUGCGAUUCGAUAAAGCCUCAACUUCGAUCUUUUUUUUUUCAGUCCUUUGUGGAUGCCCAGGAAUGGCUAGAUGCCAAAUAUGCCUAUACCAAAGGUGUCGUUACGACCUCUAUUGUGGGCUACGUUUUGGGACUUGGUGAUAGACACUUGAAUAAUAUUUUACUGGACAAGUCCAAUGGUGAGCCCGUGCAUAUAGACUUGGGCGUUGCAUUUGACCAAGGAAAGUUUCUAGCUAUACCAGAGCUUGUGCCCUUUCGACUAACACGAGAAAUGGUCGAUGGUUUCGGAGUAACAGGAGUUGAUGGAAUCUUUCGUAACAAUUGUGAACGAGUCUUUUCUGUGUUGCAUAAAGAGCGCGAUAGGGUGAUGAGUGUUUUGAAUGUACUGAAGUGGGACCCGUUGUAUUCUUGGGUAGUAUCACCGCUGCGGAAGAAAAAGUUGCAGGCAAACUUCUCUGACGACAGUGCAGAGCUUGAGAUCAAUGCUAGUGCCAUUGGCUUGAAAGAAAACAACAACGAAUCUAUGCGGGCAUUGAAAGACGUUGAAACGAAACUUGAAGGGAAUGGCUUGAGCGUCGAAGCCACGGUACAAGAGCUUAUACAGCAAGCCACUGAUGUAAACAAUCUGGCAACCAUAUAUAUGGGCUGGUCGCCAUUCUACUAA